This is a messenger RNA of Miscanthus lutarioriparius, 1209 nucleotides long. Lineage: Eukaryota; Viridiplantae; Streptophyta; Magnoliopsida; Poales; Poaceae. The record is from the annotation of a GenBank genome assembly.
AUGGAGUUGCCAUCAAUCUCAAUGUUUCUUGAUCUAUCCAACAACAUGCUGGAGGGACCACUUCCAUUAGAAGUCGGUAGUUUGGUAUAUCUCAGACAGCUCUUCCUAUCGGGUAACAAUUUGUCAGGUGAGAUACCUGAUACUAUUGGUAACUGCAGGGUCAUGGAACUCCUCUUAAUGGAUGGCAAUUCAUUCCAAGGAAGCAUACCUGCUACGUUUAAGAACAUGGCAGGCUUGACUGUACUUAAUUUGAUGGACAACAAACUGAAUGGAAGCAUCCCAGGCAACUUCGCUACCCUUACCAACCUACAGGAGUUGUAUCUUGGCCACAACAAUUUAUCUGGAACAAUCCCAGACCUUUUAGAAGCAAAUGUGCUUGGAAACGGAAGAUAUGGUACAGUAUACAAGGGCACACUAGAAAAUCAAGCCAUUGUCGUCGUUGUUAAGGUGUUUAAUGUCCAGCAAUUAGGGUCCUACAAAAGCUUCCAAGCUGAAUGUGAGGCACUAAGAAGAGUGAGGCACCAAUGCCUUCGAAAGAUCAUUACAUGUUGUUCUAGCAUCAACCACCAGGGUCAAGACUUUAGAGCACUUGUCUUUGAGUUCAUGGCUAAUGGCAGCUUAGAUGGAUGGAUCCACCCAAAUUUGGAUGGCCAAAAUGGACACAGAGCACUCAGUUUGUCACAGAGAAUGGAUAUCGCCGUGGACAUUGUGGAUGCUUUGGACUAUCUUCACAACGGUUGCCAGCCAUUGAUCAUCCAUUGCGAUCUCAAGCCGAGUAACAUUCUUCUCAAUCAGGAAAUGAGAGCUUGUGUUGGAGAUUUUGGCAUUGCUAGAGUUCUAGAUGAAACAACAAGCAAACAACACAUCAACUCCAGUAGCACCAUAGGAAUAAGAGGUUCCAUUGGAUACAUUGCUCCAAAAUAUGGAGAAGGGCUUGCGGUGUCAACUUCUGGAGAUGUGUUUAGUCUUGGCAUCACUUUGAUCGAGAUGUUCACAGGGAAGAACCCAAUAGAUGAUAUAUUUAGAGAUGGGAUAAGCUUGCAUUAUUAUGCCGAGGCAGCUCUUCCUGACAAGAUUAUGGAGAUAGCAAAUUCCAACAUUUCACUGCAUGAUGGAAUAAAUAAUAGCAAUGAUACAAGACAUAUAACAAAAACCAAGGAAUGUUUGUCGGCCGUCAUUCAGCUUGGUGCAGAGAUUGUCAAUGAAUGA